Molecule: messenger RNA, 840 nt
Organism: Plasmodium malariae
Lineage: Eukaryota; Apicomplexa; Aconoidasida; Haemosporida; Plasmodiidae
Product: fam-l protein
Exons: 2
Coding region: 1-840 (279 amino acids)
Source: RefSeq, a predicted model, not a curated record
AUGGAUGAAAGGAAGAAAUUAUUGUUUUUAAUUAAUUUUGCGAUGUUUAUUUUUUUAUCUUGGAUAGGAAACUUCACAAAUGAAAAUUACAAAGCUGUUAAAAAAUUAGAUACAAGAAUUUAUCGAUUACUAACAAAAUAUAGGAAAAACAUAAAUUCAUGUAUGUUAGGAUUAAGAGAAGUGAUACCAUAUAAUGUAGAGAACGAAAAAACAAAUAUAUGUAAUAAUGUGAAGAGAGACAUAUCAAAAAAUAGUAAAUCAAAUGGAUGUUCUUUAAAAAAUGAGGAAAGUCAUAAACUAGAUAAAAAAAGUAAAUCUUGUAUUUUUGAAACAAAAAAAUAUUCCCGUCUGGAAAAAAAAAUAUUCAAAGAACUUGAUUAUGAGAAUUUUCUUAAAAAUAAUAGGACAAUUAGUGAUAAAUUAUAUAAGAGAAUAGUAGUUAAAAAAUACGGACUACGAUUACUCCUACCUUUCUUACUCUUUUUCUUAUUAUUAUUAUCACUAAUAUUAGACUAUUCUGGUGGUACAGGACUUUUAAGUGGAUUGCGUGAGGUAUUGAAUACCUUCGCCCCAAGUUUUUGGAGAACGUUAGGACCAAAAUUGAGUAUACUUUUAGGGGAAUCUUGGUCGAAAACGUUAAAACCGCUUUUCGAAGCGUCAGUAUGGAAGGACAGUCAGUGGAAAAAGGAAAUCUAUGUAUCGUCCAAUUUAUUUGGUUUUAUAAUAUAUUUCAUACCUUUCAUUAUAUUAGGUGUCACACUUAUAACAGGAGUUAUUUACUAUCAUAAAAAAGUUAAAAAAUUUGAAAAAAUUAAGUUUAGGAAGAAAUAUAAUGCAUAG